AUGUGCGUGUAGACUGUCUCGUUCCGGGAAAGGGAAGAGUUUGCUCAAUAAAAUACAAGUUAUGAACAUUGAGAGGAGGAAAACAUUCUCAGUGCGACAGAGUCAACUGCUACGAGGCUGACGGCAGUCUGGUGUAAGAAGAAGCAGAACAUGCACUGAUGACUGGAUCCCGACCCAAACCCUGUCGAAUAAUGAUCAGCGAAAUUGUCAUAGUGCGACAUCCUGUCUCUGUGUGUGUGCCUGUGAACUAUAAGGUGACUCUGAGCGUCCGUGCUGAGGGCACAGGCAUCCUCAACUACCAGUGGUUCACUGAUGAUGAACAGGAGGUGUGUGGUGGCACUGAAGCAGACCUGACCAUCAGAGCUAAAAAAACUCAGCUCUAUGUGUGCCGAGUGAAUGACCAGUUCUGUAACUGCGUGUUCAGCGAGUGGGUUAAAGUGAAGGUGUUGGACAUUGAUAAGUCAGGUUUGCCAGUGCACUGGCAGGGGGAACCACACAUUGCUGUCAACCCAAAACCCCAGACAGUCCGAGAAGGUAAAAAACUCACUCUCCGCUGCACUGCCUUUGGCAUCCCCACUCCACGCUAUCAGUGGUACAGAAAUGGACAGCCGCUUCUGGACAAGACUGGUGACACUCUGCAGAUUGAGCAUGCAACAGCUGAACACAGAGGAUCAUACCUGUGCUCCAUAUCUAAUGUGCUGGAAGAAAGAUGGACUGAACCAGUCGAUGUUGACGUUGUGCAAAUGGAUCAGCUUCCUCCUGCAGUACUCACAGCCACUGAUAAAGUUGCCCUCCUUAUUGGCAACCUGAAUUACUCCAACCACCCUGACUUGAUGGCUCCCAUAAUGGACGUACAUGAGCUGGCCAACCUCCUGCAGCAGCUUGGUUUCAGAGUGGUUUCGCUGCUAGAUCUCACCAGGGAUGAGAUGCUGGCUGCUAUUGACAAGUUUACUCAGCUCCUUGACAGAGGAGUUUAUGGCCUUUUCUACUAUGCGGGUCACGGGUAUGAGCACGCUGGGAGGAAUUACUUGGUUGCUGUUGAUGCUCCACAACCGUACCGACCCGAAAACUGUGUCUGUGUGCAGAGGAUCAUGCUCAGCAUGCAGAAAAGACGCACUGCACUGAGUGUAAUCCUACUGGAUACCUGUAGAAAAUGGUACAACCAGGAUUGCAUACCUUCAUGCAUCAUGCCAUUGGGACCCAGUGGGAACACUGUUUACGGUUAUGCUACAUGUGAAGAUGCUGAGGCGUUUGAGGUCCAGGACGGGGGCAAAAGUACUGGAAUCUUCACAAAGUACUUGAACGCGCACAUCCUACAGUCCGACAAAGUCACCCACGUCUUAGAGAAGGUGUCUGAGGAUCUCGGCAGAGACCCUCUGGUCACAGGCAAACAGGUGGUGGAGAUCAAACACACCCUGAAGGAACCGCGAUCUCUUGCAGACCCAGUAAGGACCACAGGCCACACAAGGGAACUACACCUGCGAGAUGCCUGCUGGAGACAAGCAAAUGAGCUACCACGGAAGAAGCGCCUGGUGUUUCUUUGCAGAGUCGAAGUGGAAGUCAGCUUCUCAGCUCUGUUCUCUAAUGUCCUGGUGGCUUUUGCCACUGUAAAGACUACCGGCCCCCGAACCCAGGACUGCACCGUCACCCUAAGUAGUAUACCUCCAAUGGAAGACAUAUUUUCCCGUCCUGGCAGAUCAGAGGAAAUGGACUCUCUACUGUUCAAGAAGUCUGAUAACCCAGACUAUACUCUGCGACUAUGUGCUCUUCAAAAACUUAAGGAAUCUCUGGUCAUCAGGGUGGAUCUACACUAUACUAACACGGACAGUAAGUUGCGCCAGACAGAAAGCCAACAGGUGAACAUAGGAAAGCCUCUGGUGGCAUCCUGUAAACUGUACAAGAGGAAUCAGGCAACAUCGGCCAAGAGACAAGAAGGUGCUUCUGCUCAAAGUAUGGGCAACAUUUCAAGCAGCAAACCACUACUGCAUCAGACUCCGGCUGGUCCUUGUCGUCCUUUCACCAGAAAGGCAGAGUGUGCUGCUAAAGUUGCUGUCACAAGAAGCAACGAACCCGAAGAGAACGAUGAGACUGAACUGCAGGACUUUAUUCUUCGACAGUAGCUCUUUGUGAUCCUGUUAUUGUAAAUACGUAUUCCAAUAACUAAUAAUAACUAAGGGAAUGAAUUUGUGUUUGGUGUGUGUUACCAGCCUUCAAUUCUUAGCUCAACACUGAAGAAACAUUAACACUUACUUUUGCUUAGCACAACAUGAACUGUAAAAUACUUCUUUAUUACCACUGGCAAGCUGGCUAGCCUAAUUUAUCAAAUAAAGACCAUUACAGUUAAUAAUUUAUCUAAUAAAUACUACUAGUUUCAUCACUAUUGUGAUUGUCAAUCUUUUGUAAUGUGCUCAUCUUUUUUUACUGUGAAAUCAACAGAUUAAAUUAUUGUUUAAAUGGA
This is a messenger RNA of Morone saxatilis (striped sea-bass), 2458 nucleotides long. RefSeq names its product MALT paracaspase 3 (gene malt3). The transcript is spliced from 15 exons. The record is from RefSeq and is a predicted model, not a curated record. Lineage: Eukaryota; Metazoa; Chordata; Actinopteri; Moronidae. Bases 159 to 2120 code for a protein of 653 amino acids. Gene Ontology annotation, biological process: proteolysis. Gene Ontology annotation, molecular function: cysteine-type endopeptidase activity.